Loxodonta africana (African savanna elephant) is the source of this 6228-nucleotide messenger RNA. It is a transcript of the gene PHLDB1, whose product is annotated as pleckstrin homology like domain family B member 1. The record is from RefSeq and is a predicted model, not a curated record. Gene Ontology annotation, biological process: regulation of microtubule cytoskeleton organization. Lineage: Eukaryota; Metazoa; Chordata; Mammalia; Proboscidea; Elephantidae. Gene Ontology annotation, molecular function: protein binding. The transcript has 23 exons. Gene Ontology annotation, cellular component: basal cortex. Bases 828 to 5024 code for a protein of 1398 amino acids.
GGGUGGAAAUGGUGACUUGGGUGGAAAUGGUGACGGAGAUGAUGUGGUGCAGGCCCGGAAGGGCGGAAGCUGGGAGGGUAAAAUUAGUAAGUCCAUGGCUGAGGCCCUUGGGCCUAACUGUCAGGGUCAGACACUCCUUGGAAUGCUAGCUGCUGCUGCCACUUCCCCUCCAAGUCUUCUGGUAGGAGGCUGGAAGAAAAAGGUGGAGGGAAACCCUGUUUUCCUGAGGCCCCUUCCCUACCCUCAGUCACACUCUUCUCAGUAACAUUUCAGCAGCAAACAGGAAGUUUUCGACCUUAGUGAGAGUUGGCCAAGGGAUGGCAUUUAGGUACAUAUUAGUACAAGGAGGUCAUUGAACACAUUUCUCAAGUACCAAAGAUGUGAGCCAGGAAGAGAGGGAUGGGCCAGGGGAGUUCAAGUUCUGGCUCUGCAAUCUAUCUUACCCCUGGUUCUAAGGGCCUAAGCUUUCUAGAGCACCAAGUCAGGAUAAGAGUCCACAAAUCCUGUAUUCCCAGUAUUAGUCACCAUGGAGUUGCUUUAUCAGAUUGAGUUGGGGUGAGGUUGUUUCUGGUGAAGAGAGGGUACAAAAAUUGAGACAUACAGAGAUGACAGGAAUAGCUGGAUUUUUCUUGUUGUGUCUCCUUUAAGAAAACAUCCUACUGAGACCCCUCGGAAAAGAGACAAAGGGAGAAGAGAAGAAGGAAAAGUUGGGGGAGGGAGCACCUGUCUCAGGCCUGCCACCUACCUGGGGGCCCUCUGGCUACCAGUGUCCCAGGAGGGUCCUCUAUUCUACUUCUCCCACCAAGGUGCUCUGGCGCCCCAGGACCAUGGAUGCUCUCAAUAGGAACCAGGUAGGCCCUGGACGCAAGACCCCGGCCAUGGUGCAGAAAGGACCCUUGGACCUGAUCGAGACAGGCAAAGGACUGAAAGUGCAGACAGACAAACCCCAUCUGGUGAGCCUGGGCAGUGGGCGCCUCAGCACAGCCAUCACCCUCCUGCCGCUGGAAGAAGGGAGGACUGUGAUUGGCUCUGCGGCCAGGGACAUCUCACUCCAGGGCCCAGGUCUGGCUCCAGAGCACUGCUACAUUGAGAACCUGCGGGGCACGCUCACCCUUUACCCUUGUGGCAAUGCCUGCACCAUUGAUGGGCUCCCUGUCCGGCAGCCCACCCGGCUCACUCAGGGCUGUAUGUUGUGCCUGGGUCAGUCCACCUUCCUCCGCUUUAACCACCCGGCUGAAGCCAAGUGGAUGAAGAGCAUGAUGCCGGCAGGGGGCCGGGCCCCUGGGCCCCCCUACACCCCUGGCCCUGCUGAAUCUGAAAGCCUGGUGAAUGGAAACCACACCCCACAGCCUGCCACCCGGGGACCCUCCACCUGUACCAGCCACAGUUCUCUGGUAAGCUCUAUUGAGAAGGACCUGCAGGAAAUCAUGGACUCACUGGUGCUAGAGGAGCCUGGAGCUGCUGGCAAGAAGCCUGCUGCAACCUCUCCACUGUCGCCGAUGGCUAACGGUGGGCGCUACCUGCUGUCCCCUCCAACCAGCCCUGGCGCCAUGUCUGUGGGCUCCAGCUAUGAGAACACCUCGCCAGCUUUCUCUCCACUCUCUUCACCAGCCAGCAGUGGAAGCUGUGCCAGCCACUCGCCCAGCGGGCAGGAGCCAGGACCUUCUAUGCCUCCGCUGGUUCCUGCCCGCUCCUCCAGCUACCAUCUGGCCCUACAGCCACCACAGCCCCGCCCAAGCGGUGCCUGCUCCUCUGAGAGCCCCCUGCUGAGCAGGAAAGGAGGGCACGAGCGGCCUCCCAGCCCUGGCCUCCGGGGUCUACUGACAGACAGCCCCGCAGCUACCGUCUUGGCAGAGGCCCGCAGAGCCACUGAGAGUCCCCGGCUGGGUGGGCAGCUGCCCAUGGUGGCUAUCAGCCUGAGUGAAUACCCCACUUCCGGUGCCCGCAACCAAUCCACCAGCAUUCCGGGCAGCCCCAAGUUCCAGCCUCCGGUCCCUGCACCCCGCAAUAAGAUUGGCACACUCCAGGACCGCCCGCCCAGCCCUUUCCGCGAGCCACCCGUCAUCGAGCGGGUGUUGACGACCAGCCCCUCGCGCCAACUGGUGGGCCGAACACUUUCAGAUGGGUCAGCCACCCGCACCCUGCAGCCUCCUGAGAGUCCCCAUUUAGGUCGACGAGGCCUGGACAGUAUGCGGGAACUGCCCCCGCUGAGCCCGUCUCUGUCCCGACGGGCUCUCUCCCCCAUGCCUGCCCGGACCACCCCGGAUCUCAAGCUAACCAGGGAAGUGGCAGAGAGUCCCCGGCCCCGGCGCUGGGCAGCCCACGGGACGUCACCAGAGGACUUUUCCCUGACGCUGGGUGCGCGGGGCCGUAGGACACGGAGCCCCUCGCCCACACUGGGGGAGUCCCUGGCACCCCGCAAGGGCAGCUUCAGUGGCAGGCUGAGCCCAGCCUAUAGUCUGGGCUCACUGACUGGGGCUUCGCCUCGCCAGAGCCCCCGUGCCCAGAGGAAGCUCUCCAGUGGGGACUUACGGGUGCCUGUGACCCGGGAGCGGAAAAACAGCAUCACGGAGAUCAGCGACAACGAGGAUGACCUCCUGGAGUACCACCGGCGGCAGCGCCAGGAGCGGCUCAGGGAGCAGGAGAUGGAGAGGCUGGAACGCCAGCGUUUGGAGACCAUCCUGAACCUGUGUGCUGAGUACAGUCGGGCCGACGGGGGCCCUGAGGCUGGGGAGCUGCCCAGCAUUGGGGAGGCCACCGCAGCACUGGCACUGGCUGGCCGGAGGCCCUCAAGGGGCCUUGCAGGGGCCAUGGGGGCUCCUCCACGGAGCAGCGAGGAGCCUGGAGGUGCCACCCAACGUCUGUGGGAGAGCGUGGAACGCUCCGAUGAGGAAAAUCUCAAGGAGGAGUGCAGCAGCACCGAGAGCACCCAGCAGGAGCAUGAAGAUGCACCCAGCACCAAGCUCCAGGGAGAGGUGCUGGCCCUGGAAGAGGAGCGGGCUCGGGUAUUGGGGCGAGUGGAGCAGCUCAAGGUCCGUGUGAAGGAGCUGGAGCAGCAGCUGCAGGAGUCUGCCCGGGAGGCCGAAAUGGAGCGGGCACUGCUUCAGGGGGAGAGGGAGGCUGAGCGGGCGCUACUGCAGAAGGAGCAGAAGACAGUGGACCAGCUGCAGGAGAAGCUGGCAGCCCUGGAGACAGGCAUCCAAAAGGAGAGGGACAAGGAGAGGGCGGAGCUGGCCGCGGGACGGAGGCACCUGGAGGCCCGCCAGGCGCUCUACGCCGAGCUCCAGACGCAGCUCGAUAACUGCCCCGAGUCAGUGCGGGAACAGUUACAGGAGCAGCUGAGAAGGGAGGCAGAGGCGCUGGAGACCGAGACAAAGCUCUUCGAGGACUUGGAGUUCCAGCAGCUGGAGCGGGAGAGCCGCGUGGAGGAGGAGCGGGAGCUGGCCGGCCAGGGGCUGCUCCGGAGCAGGGCCGAGCUGCACCGCAGCAUCGCCAAGCGGAAGGAGCGCCUGGCAGUCCUGGACAGUCAGGCUGGGCAGAUCCGAGCCCAGGCUGUGCAAGACUCAGAGCGCCUGGCCCGGGACAAGAACGCUGCCCUGCAGCUGCUACAGAAGGAGAAGGAGAAACUGGCUACGGUGGAAAGACGAUACCACUCCCUCACAGGGGGAAGGCCUUUCCCGAAGACCACCUCUACCCUCAAAGAGUCAUUACCACAGACCAAACGCUGGGGCUCAGAGAGGACAGGAGAUCUCCUCAAGGCCACAUGGCUGGGAAGUAGCAGAGCCUCUGCUGAAAGCCAGGUUUACCGCUCCAAGAUGGAUGGUGAGGCCACCAGCCCCCUGCCCCGGACCCGAAGCGGGCCCCUCCCCUCCUCUUCUGGCUCCUCCUCUUCCUCCUCCCAACUCAGUGUGGCUACCCUGGGCCGUAGCCCAUCCCCAAAGAGUUCGCUACUCACCCAGAAUGGCACCGGCAGCCUUCCUCGCAACCUGGCAGCCACACUGCAGGACAUCGAGACCAAGCGCCAGCUAGUUCUGCAGCAGAAGGGGCAGCAGGUGAUUGAGGAGCAGCGGCGCCGACUGGCUGAGCUGAAGCAGAAGGCGGCGGCUGAGGCGCAGUGCCAGUGGGAUGCCCUGCAUGGGGCAGGCCCCUUCCCACCGGGCCCCUCAGGCUUCCCCCCACUCAUGCACCACUCCAUCCUGCACCACCUGCCAGCUGGACGGGAGCGUGGAGACGACGGGGAGCAUGCCUACGAUACGCUGAGCCUGGAGAGCUCAGACAGCAUGGAGACCAGCAUCUCCACCGGGGCCAACUCGGCCUGCUCCCCUGACAACAUGUCCAGCGCGAGUGGCCUGGAUGUGGGGAAGAUUGAGGAGAUGGAGAAGAUGCUGAAGGAGGCUCAGGCAGAGAAGAGCCGGCUCAUGGAGUCAAGGGAGCGGGAGAUGGAGCUGCGGAGGCAGGCCCUGGAGGAGGAGCGGCACAGGCGUGAGCAGGUGGAGCGGAGGCUGCAGAGCGAGAGUGCCCGGAGGCAGCAGCUGGUGGAGAAAGAGGUCAAGAUGCGGGAGAAACAGUUCUCCCAGGCACGGCCCCUCACCCGCUACCUGCCGAUUCGGAAGGAAGACUUUGACCUGAAGACACACAUUGAGUCAUCAGGCCAUGGUGUCGAUACCUGCCUGCACGUGGUGCUCAGCAGCAAGGUCUGCCGUGGCUACUUGGUCAAGAUGGGCGGCAAGAUUAAGUCAUGGAAGAAACGCUGGUUUGUCUUCGACCGGAUCAAGCGCACGCUUUCCUAUUAUGUGGACAAGCACGAGACGAAACUGAAGGGGGUCAUUUACUUCCAGGCCAUUGAGGAGGUGUACUAUGACCACCUUCGAAGUGCAGCCAAGAGUCCAAACCCAGCCCUCACCUUCUGCGUGAAGACCCAUGACCGGCUGUACUACAUGGUGGCCCCAUCUGCAGAGGCUAUGCGCAUAUGGAUGGAUGUCAUCGUCACUGGGGCUGAGGGCUACACUCAGUUCAUGAACUGACCACCAUGGGCCUCCUUGGACCUUCAGGCCAGCCCCAGGACCCAUGUGCAGCCACCUGCUGCUCCUCCUGCCCUGCACACAGCCACCCCAGGCCCCAGGCCUGAACGGGGAGAGUGGGGCCAGAGGUAUAUUCUGUGAGGAGCUCAGUUUGGAGUUUCUGGGCUCCAGCCCCUCAAGAACCAGCCAGGAGAUGAAAGGUGGGGAGGGGGCUUUGCUGCCUCCUGGGAGCCUGGAAGCUGCAACAACUCUUCAGAGCCUGGCCAGCGCUGAGGGCCGUGGAGCUGCCACAGAGAGGGCCCCCCACUCUGAACUGGCACCUGCUCCCCUGGCCUACUUUCUUUUGUAAAGGACAAAUUAUGGUACCAGAAUCUGCCAAAGAUCCCCUCUUCCUCAGCUCCCUGUGCAGGGCCCUUGGGAGCUGACAGAGCCACAUCAAGCAUGGGGUAACAGCUCAGGUGGCGUAGUUCUCAGCCCCACUUCACCCCAUCAUUCUCCCACUUUUUUUUUUUUUUUUUUUUGCUCAAGGGCCAGAAAAAAUGGUGAGUCACCCUUGAGGUCCCAGCCCCAUCCCCUGUUGCAGACCCAUUGCCAUGGUCCCCAUAGUGACUGGUUCAUCUCCAUGGUUAUACUUGUUGCUGUGGUGCCAUGGCUCAGCACCCACUUCAACCUGUGGGCCCCAUUGAAGGGUACGUGCCACCAUGUCUCCAGCCCAGACCCCUGGGCACCUUCCACCUGCCCCUGCCUGUGUCUCCAGGCCCUGACGCACAGCCUGCCGGCACCAGGCAGCCGUCUCCCUUCCACUCGUGCCUUGCUUUGAGCCAGAAGGUAUGAAGCCGGGAGAGAGAGCGCCCAGAGGAGGGGUGAUGCAGAUGGGAGAGGAAGCUGGAAGCCCUCCUUGGUUCUGCACAGGGUUCAGUUUCUGACAGGGAAAGAGGGCUGCUCAGUGGCUCCCUGAGGGGAAGCCUGAGCAGGAGAAGAAGCAGAGACGAAGGGCCUGAGCUCUGGCCUGGCCUGCCCUCCCCUCAGCCCAGGAAGGGUGAUGGAAAGGCAGAGCUAGCGAGCAAGCAGCCCUUUGCGCCUUAACACUAAUCCCACGUCCCACCCCCUCCCCAGCACCUGGGCCUAUGGUUGCCUGGGCUCGGGCUGGGAGUUUUUCAGUAUUUGUAAGCAUUUCAGCAGAACAAUAAAGCAUUUGAGUAUGUAA